This is a messenger RNA of Pygocentrus nattereri (red-bellied piranha), 2778 nucleotides long. RefSeq names its product sialoadhesin-like. Lineage: Eukaryota; Metazoa; Chordata; Actinopteri; Characiformes; Serrasalmidae. The coding region runs from base 231 to 1760 and encodes 509 amino acids. The transcript has 10 exons. The record is from RefSeq and is a predicted model, not a curated record.
AUCUCACUCAGACGUCUUUCUGAGGGAGUCGAGUGGAAGAGGAAGCGACUCUGAGCUGAAAGGGGAGGAGUGACGACAGACCACACAGUGCAGAUCACGUCUUCAGUGUCUCUGCUGACUUUCUCUCUGCUGAGAUCAGAGCAGUUCAUAAGUGUAGGAGAGUCAGAGUGAGGAGCUUCUGGACCUUCUGGACCUUCAGGUAUCCGCUGGGUCUGAAGAGCGAUGCUGCCAUGUUUUCCCAGAGCUCAGUAAAUAUUCCAGCAGCGCUGAUCCUCAUUUUACUGUCAGUUCUGCAGGUGAAGGUGGAUUGUAAACCUGCAGGACAGACAGUGGUGAAACAGACCUGUAGCACCCCCUGCUGGCCUGAAGGGAACUGUUACUACAGCUGGUACAGAUAUCCAGGAUCCUGGAAUAGAGAAAUAAUAGGAUGUUCAUAUGGAGCCACAGUUUGGUUCAUCUCCACCAGCUCAUCUGACCAGGACAGAUACUACUGUGAGGUCCAGAACGGCGCCGCCCCUCAGCAGAAGUGUAAACUGGACUGGGCUGUGAUCUACACUCCUGGACGUGUCUGUGGUCUGAAAGGAUCAUCAGUUGAUCUGUCCUGCUCUUAUAAACACCCUGAAGGACUCACAGUGAAGAGAUCACUCUGGUACAUUGAAAGUCAGUGGAAGUUUGGUGCUGAGCCUGAGGAUGUACGACGGUCUGAUCAGUAUGAGGGGAGAGUGCAGUACAGCCGGACCCUGAACUCCAGUAGAAUGACCAUCACUGACCUGAGAGAGAGCGACGCUCACACAUACAGCUUCAGAUUCUACACUGAAGAUCCUGACGGCAGAUACUCUGGCAGACCUGGAGUCACUCUGUCCGUCACAGAUCUGAAGGUUACAGUGUCAGAUACAGAUGGAGGAGUAAAGAAGCUGACCUGCAGCUCCACCUGCACUCUGCCCAACAACCCCACCUACAUCUGGUACAGGAACGGACAGCCUGUAUCUGACCAGAACAGAAAUGAACUGGAGCUGAGAGACAGAACUGUGGAUGCUGGCAGCUACUCCUGCGCUGUGAAAGGAUACGAGGAGCUCGGCUCUCCUGCCGUCUACUCUCCCAGACCUCCAUCUGUAUCUGAGACUGAGGUUAACGGCUCCGUCACGCUGGUCUGUGUCAGCGACUCCACCCCUGCCAGCUCUUACACCUGGUUCAGGAAGACAGGAGGGAACAUCACACAGUUUGGAGAAGGAGCCAGUUUAACUUUAGCUGCAGGAGCAGAUGGAGUUUUCUACUGUACGGCAGAGAAUCCAUACGGAUCAUCCACCUCAUCAGAAUGGACACUUACAUCAGCUGGGCUGUGGAAGCAGUUUGCUGUGUGGGGAACCGUUGGAGUCGGUUCUGCUCUGGUUCUGUCUCUUAUUACUGCUGCUGUCUGUCUUCAGAGGAAGAGAGGAGCAGAGGGAGGAGCAGAUGUUCAGGCUCCGAAGUGUGGAGACGACACGUACUCGGCUCUGAACCCCAACGCCAGGUCCUCCGACUACGACACUCUGACUCAGGUUAGAGACUCUGCCAGCGACACGUACUCAGCUCUGAACUCCACCACCAGGUCCUCCGACUACGACACUCUCACAGAGCAAAGGCCACCACCCGCAGAGAUGAAGAAAGCGGCAGUUGGUUCUCUUGGUCUAGAACAGCAGGAGAGAACAUAUUUCAGCGUGCAGGAGCCUGUACUGUACGGGUUGGAGCCUGUGGAGUUUAGGAGGAAGUUCAGCUGCUAAUGGAUCAAAUCAUCAACUCCGUAGUUUAGUUUCUGCUGUGAAACAGGUGUGAAUUUAAAAAGAUCUGCCAGUUGUGAGUCGUUACAUUGUUUAAUGCAGCACCUUCAGAAAUCCCUUUGAAGUAGCCUUAUAAUGUCAGAUUAGCCUGGUACUAAUUUCUGCUGGCUUCACUGUGGAGAUUUGUGGAAUUACAUCUGAUGCCAAGUCUAAAUCACUGAUAUGUGAAGCUUGAAACAGGCCGAAAAUACCACGGAUACUUUUUCACUGUUUUCUUAUUGAGCUUUGUUCUCAAAUAUACAUGUUGCUGAGCUGCUGCCUCUAAUUUUCAAAUGCAUCCGAUCCUGCCUCCAGUCGGCAUCGGAGCCGAUGUUUUAAAGAACUCCUGCCUCCAGUCGGCAUCGGAGCCGACGUUUUAAAGAACUCCUGUCUCCAGUCGGCAUCGGAGCCGACGUUUUAAAGAACUCCCGUCUCCAGUCGGCAUCGGAGCCGACGUUUUAAAGAACUCCCGUCUCCAGUCGGCAUCGGAGCCGACGUUUUAAAGAACUCCCGCCUCCAGUCGGCAUCGGAGCCGACGUUUUCAAGAACUCCCGCCUCCAGUCGGCAUCGGAGCCGACGUUUUCAAGAACUCCUGCCUCCAGUCGGCAUCGGAGCCGACGUUUUCAAGAACUCCUGCCUCCAGUCGGCAUCGGAGCCGACGUUUUCAAGAACUCCUGCCUCCAGUCGGCAUCGGAGCCGACGUUUUCAAGAACUCCUGCCUCCAGUCGGCAUCGGAGCCGACGUUUUCAAGAACUCCUGCCUCCAGUCGGCAUCGGAGCCGACGUUUUAAAGAACUCCCGUCUCCAGUCGGCAUCGGAGCCGACGUUUUAAAGAACUCCCGCCUCCAGUCGGCAUCGGAGCCGACGUUUUCAAGAACUCCCGCCUCCAGUCGGCAUCGGAGCCGACGUUUUCAAGAACUCCUGCCUCCAGUCGGCAUCGGAGCCGACGUUUUCAAGAACUCCUGCCUCCAGUCGGCAUCGGA